AUGGUCGCUACACCGUCCAGAGCUCCACAACGACCACUGUCCGUGACCGUCUUGGCAGCUCGACGCUUCAUCGGGAAAACUACUCUCACUAUGAAAGCGGUUCACUCUCACUAUCCCAUCUGUCCAUAUUGUGGCGACUACGCUCACCAUGCGAGCGGCUCAUCUCUCGGCUACGGGGACCAUCGUGCGACGCGAGCAUUGGGUUACGACUCAGACUCCUCAGACGAAGGCCAUGUGACUGAGGAGGUCUAUGUUCCUCUCGGUAGAUUGACUCUUGGAGAAUCUACCAGUUCUCGCACUGGAGGAUCGCACAGCUCUCGACACAGCUCUCGACCCACCGAGUCUCGAUCCACCGCUCGACCCACCGAUUCUCGCCACACUUCCCGGCCCACCGAGUCUAGAUCCACCUUCCCGACACACCGUCUCGACCCACCGAGUCCCGACACACCAGCUCUCGACCCAGCGAGUCUCGACACACCAGCUCUCGACCCACCGAGUCCCGACACACCAGCUCUCGACCCAGCGAGUCCCGACACACCAGCUCUCGACCCACCGAGUCUCGACACACCAGCUCCAGACAUCCCAGCUCCCGACAAUCCACCGCCCCAGGUACAUCCGGGGAGCUCACUGUAUACGGAGAGCGUUCAUCCCAUGCGCCCUCGGUCAGCCGACACACCAGCUCCAGACAUCCCAGCUCCCGACAAUCCACCGCCCCAGGUGCAUCCGGGGAGCUCACUGUAUAUGGAGAGCGUCCAUCCCAUGCGCCCUCGGUCAGCCGACACACCAGCUCCAGACAUCCCAGCUCCCGACAAUCCACCGCCCCAGGUGCAUCCGGGGAGCUCACUGUAUAUGGAGAGCGUCCAUCCCAUGCGCCCUCGGUCAGCCGCUACACGACCGACGACCGUGAGACGGGAUCGAGUAGACGCAACUCUGGCGCUCAUGGCGGCAGGGAAGUGGCUCGUCGCCACUGAUCUGUGA
Molecule: messenger RNA, 978 nt
Organism: Letharia columbiana
Lineage: Eukaryota; Fungi; Ascomycota; Lecanoromycetes; Lecanorales; Parmeliaceae
Exons: 2
Coding region: 1-978 (325 amino acids)
Source: RefSeq, a predicted model, not a curated record